Molecule: messenger RNA, 3836 nt
Organism: Centropristis striata (black sea bass)
Lineage: Eukaryota; Metazoa; Chordata; Actinopteri; Perciformes; Serranidae
Gene: trhr2
Product: thyrotropin releasing hormone receptor 2
Exons: 6
Coding region: 551-1924 (457 amino acids)
Biological process (GO): phospholipase C-activating G protein-coupled receptor signaling pathway
Cellular component (GO): membrane
Molecular function (GO): thyrotropin-releasing hormone receptor activity
Source: RefSeq, a predicted model, not a curated record
CGAGCCACUCAGUGGGGAAAAAAAUAACGCUUUUUAUUUUGUGAAGAGAGAUGCAGCCUUGAAGAGAGAUUCUGGAUUAGGCUAGGAAUGAUGCACAGAUGCAAAAGGUGACUCAAUGGGGGCCUGAAUGGAAGACCUGGGAUCCUAUUAUACCAUCGUGUUAUUCUUCUACACCUUUUUGGUUAAAUAGUUUUGGGAAAAUAGAAAGGGGUCAGUGAAGGUGAAACAGACAGAAGGAAAUAUCAAAGACAAGAAAACAAGCACAGUGCUUUUUUCACCUGAGUGAUCAAAACUUUCAAGAAGCAAAGUUGUAGCUGUUUCUUGCUCUGUAGGGAUAACUCAAUCAAACCUGUGAGAUGCUAAAGCUUCACAAAAGGCACUAUUAUAUGCUACUUUGAACUGGACUGGCUUUAAAUGAGAGAUAAUGCUCUAGAUGAAGGACAACAAACAAAGCAACAUUUCAAAGUCAUGCCCCUCACCACUUUAAUCAAAUGAACGUAACCUGUGAUUAACAAACACUUGGAGGUUGAAAGACCAGCUGCUAGUAGAUAUGACCGACAACGUAAGCUCCAGAAUCGACACCCCAACUAACAUCUCUCUGAAUCCUGGCAAUGCUGUCUCUGAGUCGUUGGAGUACAAGACAGUGUCAGUGUUUCUGGUCCUGCUGGUGUGUGGUGUGGGUAUUGUGGGGAACAUCAUGGUGGUCCUUGUAGUCUUCACCACGCGCCACAUGAGGACACCCACAAACUGUUAUCUUGUCAGCCUGGCUUUUGCUGACUUGACAGUGCUAGUGGCGGCGGGGCUGCCCAAUGUGGCGGACAGUCUGACGGGCACAUGGGUUUUUGGCCAUGCUGGCUGCCUGGGGAUCACCUACCUUCAGUACCUGGGCAUCAACGUGUCAUCCUGCUCCAUCACUGCUUUCACCGUGGAGAGGUACAUAGCUAUCUGCCAUCCAAUGAAGGCUCACACAGUGUGCACAGUGUCCCGGGCCAAGCGCAUCAUUGCCGGGGUUUGGAUCUUCACCUGUGUCUACUGCAUGCUGUGGUUUUUCCUGGUGGACAUUCAGGUCAGCCAGGAUGGACAUGUGCAGUGUGGUUACAAAGUGAAAAGGGAGCUCUACCUGCCCAUCUACCUCAUCGACUUUGCCAUUUUCUACGUCAUCCCGCUGCUCCUUGCCAUUGUGUUGUAUGGCUUGAUAGCACGGAUCCUCUACCUCAGCCCUCUGCCCAACCAGCAUCCUGACACCAGUGCCACUACGCUGCGUCGGAGCUGCCGUGAAGCCUCUGAAGCGGGGAAGGGGGCUCGCCAGGGUCGUCAAAAGAGCGCCCUCUCCUCCAGGAAACAGGUGACAAAGAUGCUGGCAGUAGUGGUGAUCUUGUUUGCUCUAUUGUGGAUGCCCUACCGGACUUUAGUUUUGAUCAACUCUUUUGUGUCCAAACCCUAUCUGGAUGCCUGGUUCCUCCUGUUUUGUCGGACAUGCAUCUACGCCAACAGUGCUAUAAACCCUGUGAUAUACAAUGCCAUGUCUCAGAAGUUUCGCUCAGCAUUUCGCGGGCUUUACCGCUGCCAGCGUCCAGAGGGAAAUCAAAGGACGCUUUCAAUGAUCCAGACCGGCUUCGGCACUAUUCGAAACCCCAGAGUCUCCCAGGCCAACAGCAAUGGAACCAAUGAAAAGACAAGGAGGGACCUCCUGAAUACUGACUGUGUUAUGAAUUCAAAGCAGAACGGAAGCAGUCAUCAGGAGACAGCAACAGUCAAUGGCAAGAACGCAGACCAUCCUAUCGACAUCAACUCAGCUACUUUGAGUGAGGGUCCAGCUGAGACCACGCCAUCUGGUGAUGAGGAGUCGAUUUGGCCUUCAUUAAAUGAUACUACGGUUAAUUUAUCAGAUGGACCUACAAUAAACGACCAGCAGGAAAUGUAAAUGUAAAUUUGUAUAUAUCAAUAAAUCUGUAGGUACCACUGAAAUGAGAGAAAAGAAAACAACAAAAAUAUUCAAUUGAGCUAUUUCCGUUCAAUGACAAAACAGCUGUGGGUUACACAGGACCCAUUUUAGUAAGUAGGUAAGUCUGUUUUAUUUCUAAAGCACAUUUAAACACAGCGUCAGCAAACCAAAGCGCUGUACAAAAGAACAUUGAAAUAGACAAAACAAGCAAGGAAAACUUUCUAAUGGUAACAAUAUCAAACAGCAAUGUACAAACCAGAAUUAUAUACAUGAACACAGAUUGAAGGAUUCGUGGUCAGAUAUCUCAGACUGUCUUCAUGAAUGAUUCGUAUGAUUUAAUAGGAAAUGCAAUGUCCUGUAAUUCAUAGGAAUCCCAUAAAGUUUGUUUUGGUGAGUCCGGAGUUAUUCUGGAGUUCAGUCAGGCUUCUUGUCAUGUUGCUGGAAGUUAGACCCAGAAGUAGUGUUUUUAAGCCUAACCCUGUUUUGUUUUUAAUUUAAAAAACUGUUUACAGCAUGAACAACGUGUUUAACAGCGAUCAUGACAUAGGGUAAAAUGGUGCUUGUCACAUGUCACAUUUUGUAGAAAACCUUACGAACCCUUCAUAAGUAUGAAUUGGGUGUCUAAUUGCAAGUGGUUAGUUUCAGUCCUGAUAGUGGAACAUCUAAGAGAGAUUCACCAUCAGACAUAGGGGAGUGCCAGCAAGUAAGGUCUGUAAUAUUAGGUGAGGCUUGACCAUUAAGAGCCCUGAAAGCAAUCCACAUAGUCUAAAUUUAAUUAUUUACUUUUUUUGCACCAGUCAACACUCUAGCAGCUGUAUCUUGGACCAUCUAUAGAUGUGUCAAAGAAGACUGGGGAAGGCUUGAUUAUAAGAAAUUGACAAAGUCAAGUCUUAGUGUAAUGAAGACAUGGAUUACUUUUUCCAUAUUAUGCGAGUACAGAAACAGAACUUCCAUAUGGUGUUUGGCUGCAUAGCUCACUUGCAAGAUAGCUUCUGGACUCAGAGGGAUCAAAGUUUUAAUACUAAGUAGCUGAAGGAAAUUAUUUGCCAUCCAGUCUGUAAUGUCCUUGAGUUUCCUAGAGGGAGCUGGCAGAAUAGAACUGGACCCAGGAUGGAACCCUGAGGGACCCCAUAGGUAACUGUAGGAGAGGAGAAAAACUGAUCUGUAGGUACUGAGAAUGACCUUUGACUAAGAUAUGCCUUAAACCGUUGGUUUACCGUAAAUACCAACCCAUUGUUCGAGAUCUUUCAAAAAGAUGUCAUGAUCAACAGUGUCAAAGGUCGCACUAGAGAACUAGUAACACAAGGAUGACAUUUUCUGCCAAGUCAGCAUGAUCAUUUGUCACCUUUAACAGGUGUUCCAGUGUUGCAAGUCUUUGUAACUUGAUAGAAAUGGGUCCAGGAUCUCGAGGAAUGGCUGUAACUGCUACAGGAUAAAUCUUUCUAUUAUUUUUUUUCAAAUGACUGACAAUUUAGAAAUGGGGUCAAAGUUAUUUAAACAUUUAACAUUAUAAUUUUUGAGCAGAUGCUGAACAACUGCAUGUUUAAAACAUACAGAGACUGUGCCAGAGGCUAAUCAUGAAUUGAUAAUAACUUGAAUUCUUUAGUUCUGUAAUUUCUGUUUUAUUGUGCAGUUCUGCAUGCAUUAUGGCAUUUCAUUACAGGGAAGAAACUUUAAACAUUUUGGUUUUUGCUAUCUUACCCAGGAAAAGAAGAGAUGCUAGAUAUUCAUUUUAUCUCCAUAUGUGUGGUACAGGAGUCCAGCUAAUGUGUAGCCUAGCUUAGCUUAGCAGGAAUUCUUAGCUGAACAUGUCUCAUGCUAACCGUGGCAUGGGAGAGCAGCAAACAUAAUUUUUACAUCUACAUAUUGUACAUUUCUGUAUUUAUUAAAU